GCUUCGAGUUGGAGUUUCAUCUGUGAUCCAUUUCUCAUCACUGUCUCUUUUACCGAUCGACGCUUCAGUUUUACAUACAUACAUGUAUUCUUGGAAAAUUGAAUAAAAUAGAUCGAUCGAUGGUAUCGAUCAAGGGACAAAUGGCAUGUUAAAGACAUAAAUAAUACGAAAGAGGAGGUGAAUUUAACGCGUAUACGUGUAAUUUAUCACGUAAAUAUCACUUUUAUACGAUCGUACCGAGAUAGACAGUUCCAUGGAAGACGACGGCACGGCGAAAGCAAGUGUAGCAGCGACGAAAAUUCAAGCAAAUUUUCGGGGUUAUUGUGUUCGAAAACGAUUGGAAAAUUUGAGAAAGGGCGAGCAGUUAAAAUGUUUGGAUAAUCGGGAGAAAAGUAAACGACAUCGUUCAGAGGAGAAAGAAGAACGAUCGUCGAUUUUGAACGAACAGAAAACAACUCGAGAAUCUUUGGAAGAGAAGUCGGCAGUAAUAAUUCAAGCUCGAGUUCGAGGAUUUCUGGUGCGAAAGAGACAACCGAUACGGUUUGACAGGCCGCGAGCAGAAUUCAACCAGCAAGAUGAUUCACAAUCGGAAGAAGGGGUAGGAGACCUAAGCAGAGACCGCCGUGGCCGAGGCCGAGACAGCGGCAGAGGCACAGGUAUUACCACUGACGAGAUGAUUUGGCAACAGUUAAGCGCACUCCUGACACGACUUUACCAGCCAAUCGAUCGAGCAGAGACCCUUUUUCUUCAGAUGAAGAAUAUCUCUAUGAUGACGAAUCAAAUUGUAUUUCUAAUGCUGGCUGAUCGCAUCUUCUUGUCAGAACCAAAAAUGACCUGUCUUUACACGCUGAUGUUUUACAACGUGAUUACUUAUUGCAUUAGCUACAUCAAGGAAUUAAUCGAGAAGGAAGAUUGGUCACCGUAUGUGACUCUCACGGAAAGGUCCAAGAUUAAACAUUUAGCUAUGUCUGCUACGAAAAUUGUUCUCGAAUGGACUAAAGCCAUCACCUUUAUCGUAACGUUAACAUUUACGCUUGUUGUUUUCGGUUUGGAGCAAGGGCUCGAACAUUACAAACCGUCGACAAUUUACACGAUGACAACGUGGAUAUAUUAUUCGGCAACGGAAAAAGUUUUCGUCCAGAUGUUCCCCUCGAUGUUGAAGUUUCUUCGCUUGGAGGUAUUCGAAAACCUCGAAGAACUUUAUGCCCCGGUGAUAUUAAAGUCGUUUAUCAUUAGCGUUUCAGCUUUAUUUGUCUUAAUACUAGUACCGGUAGCAUCCUGGAGAUUUUUACUAAUCGCCAUUUACUUGAACGUUUAUCUAAAGUUAAGAGAUCUCUUGCGAGAAUCUGGCCCCGCGUUGAAACUUGAACGUGAAAUGUUGAAUCGUUAUAGAAGGGCAACGCCUGAAGAAAUUCAACGAUUCGACGAUAUUUGCGCUAUUUGUCUUUGUAAUAUGAUCAAGGCCAGAAUAACACCCUGUUGUCAUCUCUUUCAUGCUGAUUGUUUACGCCAGUGUCUAAAAACCAGCGAAACUUGUCCCAUUUGCAAAACAGAAUUAACAUUUGAAUCCGUAUCUAUGACCCGUUAGCUGCCUACAUUGUUACG
Habropoda laboriosa is the source of this 1605-nucleotide messenger RNA. RefSeq lists its product as uncharacterized. The record is from RefSeq and is a predicted model, not a curated record. The coding region runs from base 254 to 1588 and encodes 444 amino acids. Gene Ontology annotation, molecular function: ubiquitin protein ligase activity; protein binding. Lineage: Eukaryota; Metazoa; Arthropoda; Insecta; Hymenoptera; Apidae. Gene Ontology annotation, cellular component: endomembrane system. The transcript is spliced from 4 exons.